Molecule: messenger RNA, 2214 nt
Organism: Chelonus insularis
Lineage: Eukaryota; Metazoa; Arthropoda; Insecta; Hymenoptera; Braconidae
Product: synaptic vesicular amine transporter-like
Biological process (GO): transmembrane transport; aminergic neurotransmitter loading into synaptic vesicle
Cellular component (GO): synaptic vesicle membrane; terminal bouton
Molecular function (GO): serotonin:sodium:chloride symporter activity
Source: RefSeq, a predicted model, not a curated record
GUCCACUGUUGGAAAUUUUUUCGUUUCUUUCAGUAGUUAGAGUAGCGAUCCCAACAAUAAAAGUAGAAUGAUGGCCGAGGGAACAUGGAGCAACUGGCUUCAACGUUGCCGAGAAUCUCGGAAGCUCGUUUUAGUGAUAGUAGCAAUUGCACUCCUUCUAGACAAUAUGUUACUCACUACUGUUGUUCCGAUAAUUCCGGAAUUUCUCUACGACAUCAAACAUCCAAAUGCAACGUUAAGUGAACAUCUUGAAGGAGGACAUCAUGUAACUAAUCCAACAACGAUGAUUCCUAUUAUUAAAACGACUCCAUUUACUCCAGCUAAAUGCACAUGUCCUUCAUCUAAUGUUUCUGAUAACAGUCCACUAGAAUUUCUUCAAGCGACAAAAAAUCCUACAUCUGUCAGUGCACUUGGUCUAACGGUGAAUACAUCAAGUGUUAAUAUUACAACCAAAGAAGAGCUUGAAAGACUCCAGAGACAUCAUGAACUAUUGGAAGAGACUACAGCAGUAGGCAUCAUGUUUGCUUCGAAAGCAUUUGUUCAAUUACUGGCAAAUCCUAUUGUAGGACCUCUGACACAUAAAAUUGGUUAUAGUGUUCCUAUGUUUGCUGGUUUCAUUAUUAUGUUUAUAUCAACUCUCAUCUUCGCAUUUGGUCGAAGCUAUAGUAUUUUAUUUUUGGCCCGGGCUCUACAAGGUGUUGGUUCAUCGUGUUCUACAGUUUCUGGCAUGGGAAUGUUAGCUGAUCGAUAUCAAGAUGAUAAAGAAAGUGGUAAUGCAAUGGGUAUUGCAUUGGGAGGACUGGCUUUAGGGGUUUUAAUAGGGCCACUUGGAGGGUUGAUGUAUGAAUUUGUUGGCAAAUCAGCUCCAUUCCUGGUUUUAUCAGUAUUAGCUCUUGGCGAUGGAUUAUUACAAUUGUUAAUGUUACAACCAUCCGUUGUUUACACUGAAACAACAUCACCAUCGCUAAAAGCUUUGAUUUCGGAUCCUUACAUCAUUAUAGCUGCAGGUGCUAUCACAUUUGCUAAUAUGGGGAUCGCUAUGUUGGAACCAAGUCUACCCAUUUGGAUGAUGGAUACUAUGGGAGCUAGUCGAUGGAAACAAGGUGCUACUUUUUUGCCUGCCAGUAUUAGUUAUCUGAUCGGAACAAAUCUCUUCGGUCCACUUGGACAUCGAAUGGGAAGAUGGUUAGCAUCAUUAAUUGGGUUACUCGUGAUUGGAGUAUGUUUAAUGAGUAUACCGUUAGCCACAAGUAUUAAUCAUCUUAUCAUUCCAAACGCCGGAUUAGGUUUUGCGAUUGGUAUGGUUGACAGUUCAAUGAUGCCCGAGUUAGGCUAUUUAGUUGAUAUAAGGCAUACAGCGGUUUAUGGAAGUGUAUAUGCCAUUGGAGAUGUUGCGUUUUGUUUGGGUUUUGUUAUUGGUCCUGCAUUAAGCGGAACGUUAGUCAACAGUAUUGGAUUUGCAUGGAUGUUAUUUGGAACUGCAAUUUUGUGCUUCAUUUACGCUCCUCUCAUGUAUCUACUCAAAUCACCUCCUACAAAAGAAGAAAAAAAGUCCCUUAUUAUUGGGGAGAAGUCAUCAGUUCGGUACGUUACUUAUGAAAAUGAGGAAGAUGAACCGUAGGAAUCAUUUUUUGUUUCCAAUAUAUUCGAUCACCACUAGAUGAAAAAUUAAGUAGAUGUAUUUAGAACCUUUAGUAUAUAUAUUCAAAAUUCUUUAAAUUCAAAGAAACUUUUAAUAAGUUUCUAUGUUGAAUAAUGUUUAUUCAUUUAUAUAAAUGAAUGGAUAUUUGAGAUUAAUCAUCAAAAAUAUUAGAUAUAUUGUUUAAUAAAUUAAUGUCCGGAAUUCCAUCUCUUGAGGCUUAAAAAAAAUUACCAAUGACAAUUGUUCUGUUUUGUAGAUAGAAAUAUUGUAUGGUCAUAUUAAUUAAUUUUAUUCAUAGGAAUAUUCUGAAAGUAUUUUUGUUGAAAAAUAUGCAUGAUGCAUGUUACAAGCUACGUGUACCACUUGUAAUAUAAUUGAUUGAAAGAAAAUGAACUUAAUAGUUACAUUAAAAUAUCUAUACUAGAUCGACAACAACGACCAAAGUGGAGAUAGACGUGAGGAUAACUUUUGUUACACAACAAGUGAAUUAUUUAUCAUUGGAAAUAUUUAAACUAUUUCUGUUAUGCUUUAUUAAAAAAAAAAUAAUGUUGUACAUUAAAACUAUGGAUUUA